UGAGGGGGUUUGCAAGUGGAGGUAGGCAGAACCAAAAAGUACUUGCUCUUUUUUGCUCUCUCUCUCUCUUUCUCUCUCUCUCUCUCUCUCUGCAAGUCGUAAUCAUGAACUGCUUACUUUCCACCACCUAAUCUAAUGAGCAUUUGGGUUUUGUUGAAUUGAAUUAUGGUCUUUUCUCAAACAGUCGCACUUGCUCUCCUCAUGACUCAUCAUUAUUGUUGUCCUAAUGCCCCAUUCAACAUCUCCUCCACCUCUCUCUGUUUUCCUUGUCCCUACUCGUAGAGAUUGUGUGGGAUUUUGAUCUUGAGAUGCCUUCUUAAACAAACCCAUCUUCUUCUUUUUCAUUUUUUUCCCUUCUCCCUCUUUCCGGAGGAAACAGAGCACACCCACUUUCAUAUCUUGAAGUGGGCCGGUCGUCUGCUCGAUAAAAAUCUUCUCUUGGCAUAUGUCAUUUUAAAAUCUUGGAGGGUUUGGUUGUUGAAUGGCAUUCGUGCAUUUGGUGAGUGCUUGUUCGAAUUGCUACCUGGACACCCAUUUCUUGAUGUAGAACUAGCAAUGUCAGCUUGUUUGACUUCACAUUGUUUUCAUUAUCUUCUUCUUCUUCCUCUUGCUCAUGCUCAAGCGGGUGACAUUAUAUAUUCAGGACCUGAAGGAGUGUUUCUGUGAGGUCUCAAGUCGUUGACAAUGAGUGAGCUCAAGCUUCAAGUCUUCACUUUUAGCAGCUAACGAGGACGAUCAAACACGAAAUAGAAUGAUGCUGGGCGUGAAUUGCAGGACUUCCUCUUCUUCCUUCCUCUCUCCUUCACAUCUCAGUUCACCAAGUGCCGGUGAAAACGGGCUUUACAGGAAUAUACUGAACGCAUCGCCGAGACUCUUUUCCACUUCUAAUUUUGAUGCUGAAAAGAUAGUCAACUGUGAUUCUGUACAAUAUAUUCCUUCCAAUGGCACUCCAUCGCAUAAGUCCACUGUGGAACUACAGAAGGAGAUUGCCACACUUGAGGUUGAAAUUAUGCACUUGGAGAGUCAUCUUCUUUCGCUCUAUAGGACGGCUUUUCGAGAGCACACGUCCACUCUAGCAAAAGUCUCGGAAACAAAGUUGCAGAGCAAGACUAGGUCACCAUCACGGAAAGUGCCUAGUGGACUCAAGCAGAGAGCGGAGCCACACGUUAGGCGAAAUGGCCUCCUGCGUAGUUUCCAAUCUUCCCCAGCACAUUGCUGGGCUUCUUCAGAUAAUCAGAGCUGCACUUCAAGUUCUAAAGCAAUAUCUGUGCGGGACCACAAAAAUGCCGAUUUCGGUCAUAGGAGCCUCGCAGAUCACCUUGGAGCCAAAGACAUCUCUCUCAAAACUCCAGAGAGACUCUCUGAGGAUAUAGUGAGAUGCAUAUCUUCAAUCUACUGCAAGCUUGCGGAUCCCACUCACAUUCAAAUUGGCUCAUCUGCUUCACCAACUUCUUCCUUGUCCUCCUCGAGCAUAUUUUCUUCUCAUAACCACAGAGAUAGUUGGAGCCCAUCUCGGAAUGAGGAGAUUUCGGUGCAUCAACUUCGGGGAUUGAGAGAGGAGAGUGGGAGAUAUGGCGAUAUGGUAGAAGUUCUCAAGAUAUGUUUGGAUGAUAACAGUUUCAAGUUUGCCGCUACGAUGCUGCAAAAGUUCAGGUCAUUGGUUCGUUGUCUUGAGGACAUUGACCCGAGAAAGAUGAAGCGCGAGGAGAAACUUGCUUUCUGGAUCAACAUUCACAAUGCCCUAGUGAUGCAUGCUUAUUUAGCUUAUGGAACGGGAGGUCGUGUGAAGAGCCCCACUAUAAUGAAGGCGGCUUAUAAUGUGGGUGGACAUUGCAUUAAUGCCUAUAUCAUACAAAGCGCAAUUUUAGGAUGUCGAUCAAGUCACUCGGCACCGUGGCUACAAACGCUGUUUACUCCGGGAAGAAAGUACAAGCCAGGCAUUAGCGGACAUCUCUAUGCUUUGGAAUAUCCCGAGCAGCUUGUUCAUUUUGCACUUUGCUCCGGGGCAUAUUCCGACCCACCGGUUCGAGUUUAUACAGCAAAAAGUAUAUUCUUGGAUUUAAAACUGGCUAAAGAGGAUUUUAUUCAAGCAAAUGUCUACAUCCACAAGGAAUCGAAGAUCUUCCUCCCGAGAAUCCUCUAUUACUUCGCAAAAGACAUGUCACUUACUAUGCCCGGGCUGUUAGACGUGGUGAAAGAGUGCCUCUCGGAAGGCCAGCAGCAAACUAUUCAAAAGUGCAUGAAGGGAAGGCUCGACAAGUAUGUCAACUGGAUGCCUCAUAAUUCGACCUUUCGGUACGUGAUCCACCGAGAAUUAGCCGGAGGAAGAGUGGCCAUGUGAUGAAUGCCGGGACUGUAUGUAACCCUUCAAAAGAUUGAUGUAUUUGUUCUUAGUCUUUUGCCCAAAAUAAGCCGUGAGCAGCAAUUUGUACAGAGGUGUGAGGGUGCAAGAUUCUUUUGGGAAUUGAAUUGGAUUUGCUUUGAACCAAGACUAUCAUCAAGGGCACAAUUCAAUUGUUGUCUUUCCUAGAAAUGUGUAAAUCCAAUGUAAAUUUUGCGCUAUGUAUCUCGGGUUGAUGUGCACAGACAA
Messenger RNA from Rhodamnia argentea, 2590 nucleotides. RefSeq lists its product as uncharacterized. NCBI's taxonomy places the organism in Eukaryota, Viridiplantae, Streptophyta, Magnoliopsida, Myrtales, Myrtaceae. Bases 752 to 2341 code for a protein of 529 amino acids. The transcript has 11 exons. The record is from RefSeq and is a predicted model, not a curated record.